This is a messenger RNA of Cydia splendana, 6137 nucleotides long. RefSeq lists its product as uncharacterized. The transcript is spliced from 5 exons. Bases 525 to 1088 code for a protein of 187 amino acids. Gene Ontology annotation, molecular function: metalloendopeptidase activity. The record is from RefSeq and is a predicted model, not a curated record. Gene Ontology annotation, biological process: proteolysis. Lineage: Eukaryota; Metazoa; Arthropoda; Insecta; Lepidoptera; Tortricidae.
GCUGAUAUAAUAAAGCAAGCGGCAGAUUGCAAAUUGCGAACAAUGGAUUCUUCUUGCCUACCUAUAGGCAUUCGUUGCGAAAAAUAAUAAAAUUGCGAUUUCAAUUAUUGCAAAUAUUUUAUUGGGAUUUUGAACGGCCGACGCGACGGUUGUAAAAUUCGUUCGUUUACUUUUUUAGAUAAAAUGUGGGAGCAUGCCUCAUUUUUCCUUUGAAAUUCGUUAUACAAACAGGAAAAAUAAAUUCGAAACUCUGAUAAAUAUUAGGAAAUUUUGUCUCACAACUCACUACUACGCAGUUGGCACACUCUCAGCAGCUGUCUUGAAAGCAUUGUCCUUCGAACUAAUUUAAAAGAAAAACUUUUGUUUUAGGUUGACCGAUUGUGAACCAUAUUCUCCAAUUAUCGAGGCCGUUGUUGCCAGUAAAAUAACUUAAUUCACGACCCUUGACUUUUAUUGAGGAGUUUUCGUGACUUUACUUUCAUUUCAGAACAAAAUAGGUACCUAUUGACGCUGGCUAGUUUUCCAUGUUUUCUGACGAAAUCUAUGUAACGUCCAUCUUUUUGGCUACUUGGUGGGUUACAAGCACAACUGGCUGCUUGGGCAGUAACGAUCCUAAUAGGACGAAUAGUAAUAUACUUCAAUAUUUCCCUUGCCAGUGGACGGACGGGAUAAUACCCUUCGUUUAUGAUUUUUACGCCAUCAACUCCAAUCGUCUUCUAAAAACUAUCCGUCAAGGACACGAGCUCAUCCAAAACCAAUCUUGCUUGAUCUUUAACCAGCGCAGCCCCAUCGCGAUGGCGGACAGCCGGAACACCUAUUAUUACCUCUACUACACCUACUCAAACGCCCUGGAAGACUGCUGUUACGCAUCAAUUGAUGUUAAGGUUGGCCGACGGGUGGUGCUGAUAUCGCCCGGGUGUAAGGAGCCGCACGAGAUAGCUCACGUCACGCUCCACAUGCUCGGACUGAGGCACGGAGACAGCAGCCCGUUCCCGGCGUCUUCAGUUAACGCCGUCCUCUUCCCGGAAAACUGUCAUAACCAAUCAGGUCUACGGUUGGAUUCUCCAGAGUAUUCAGAUGAAGAAUAAAAUAAGUUUUUGUCAAAAAAUCGUCGCGCUUAUGUCGCCUGUCAUCGUGACCGCCACUUUCUAACAAGUACGUUUAAUAGCGAGGCAAGGCACAACAGACGACAAAAGCCAUCACAACCGUACUAAUGAGUAAUGACACGAGCUCCAAUUGCAAAGGACUAAUUUCUUAUUAGGUAUCGGAUCUUAUUUCUUUUAACACGGUUACAACAGUAACCUGUUUGUUGUCGACUUUAGUACUUAAAGGUUUUUUGAGGCUUAGUAAUUGCGUACCACACAGCAACAUAUACUUAGUAUCUAUUGCUAGUGGCACUACUGCGCUAAAUUCCCUUUCGGUACUAACCUUUUUACACGACUGCCCAAAAAAGGAGUGUGUCUGUAUUGUUCGUAUUAACUAUCUGGCCACCGAGACAAGGCGCUGACAUACACUGACAUACCUGACGACUGACAUAAUAAGUAAUGCAAAAGGGAACGCUAUUCAUUGAAAUUGUUAUUAUUUAAUAUCCAAUCAUAAAGUAUAAUACCUACCGCUCAAGCAUCGCCGCAUAUCGCUGAAGAAAAAUUGCAUUGAAAUUUGAAAAUCAUUGCGACGGGGACAAAUCGUAAGUUAUCUUCGAGUGUACCUACUUAAAUUGCUUAUCGAUUUCAUUAAAUAUCCAGUAUCGCCAUCUACUACCCGGUAUCGGCCCCGAACCUCGUUCCUCAAAAUUCAAACCGCCAGUACAACAAAGUUGAUCAUCGACGCUUUGGUAUUGAAAUCAAAUUUAUAUCGUAAUUUACGUGUCUGAAUACACCCCUUGGCGACAUUUCGAAUAGUCGUCAUGAUAAGACAAAUAGCGAAAUAUGCUUUUAAAAAUGUAGGUAACAGGUAUGGCACAUGACGUUUAUUUCUUCCGAGCAUGCAAUACUGCGAAUCAUCCAAAUAAGCGAGAUCUGCCGCGUCCCUACACACAAUAGAGUUAUAAGGAGUUAUAGAAGAAGAAAGGGGAUCAACGGAGAUCCAGUAACAAUGGUUGGAUUCACAUUGCGUCUGUUGAUAAGAUCGUUUUGUACUAUCACAGGCUUUGCGGGUGCUGUCUCGGCUUUCAACUGGCUUCCUUUUAUGAAAGGCACGUUAACAAUUCAGGAUGUGACGUGUUUAAAAGCUAUAUAAAUUGGAAAUGAAUUUAUUUGUGCUAUCAAUUGUUUGGCACGUCUUACUUGUAGGCGACAGUUUUAAUUUAUGACCCAUUUUGUACCCUGUCACAGUGACACUAGUAUGAGGUCUCUAGCGACUUUCAUAUUGAUUGUCACUGUGACAAGGUACCAAAUGUGUCAUAAAUUAAUAUUUUUGACCAUGGACCUAGAAUACUACGGACGUAGUUUUGCUAAGACAAAAACUGUGAUUCCAUCAUCCACCAAUUUCCUAGUAUUUACGCGUAACACACACACAUUGACAGUUAUCUCAAUGCCCUCAUCCACCAAUUUGCCGUCAGACGGAUCGAAACGUCAGUGAAGUAAAUAUGUCCAAGAAAAAUGUAAAAUAUGCCGGCAUGCGUAGUUAAAUCCUGCAAGAAUUGUACCGAUCGAAAGAAAAAAAGUGACGGAAUAACUUUUCAUAGCUAAUUUUAUCAAUUAUCACGGUAUAGUACAUAAAAUCUCUAUAUUUCAUUGUUUAUAAAUGCGAAACAGGAGUGUGACCAGUAAGUUGAAUAGGGUAAUUUCCCGAAAGUAGGGUAAUUAAUGCCCUUCUUAUUAAAUCAUAAUGUAUAUAAAAGAGAUAAUUUAGGAUAUUUAGGUAAAUAGCUAAAUUAAUGAUUUUGCAUUUCAAACUAGGUCGGUAUGGUAAUUUCCCGAUAAUAAGGAGAUUAAAGACGUUUACAUGAAUAAUGUUUGAUAGUUAACGUUUAUUUGUUAUGUAAGGUAAACAUACUCAUGGUGCUCGACGCGGUCCCAGUCCAGUACAUGUCAUCUUGAAACUUAAACCAUUGUCAAUAUAGGUGACAGCAAGGUGUCAUCUAUUGGGCAUUAACAUGUCGAGCACUAGUACAUUUACCUUAUAUUUAUUUUUUGUUUAAAACCAGAUGUGUUACAAGUUAAAUAUCAUUAGGUAUUGAAAAUAAUAUUUGCACAAAGUAAUUUGCAGGUAAUGCGCAUUUUCAAGGCCUAUAAAAUCAGUUAGGUACACACAAUUUAUUGUCUAACGUAAAACUGUCCUACUUUAAACAAUAUUUGAAAACAAGGACGAUAUUGAAAAUAAUUGUUUCACCAUUAGGGGCGAAUUUGUGUUACAUGGUAUCACUCGUCUACACGCACACUUUCAAACCGUCCGCCAUUGCAGUGUCACAGUUUGUCUUAAGUGACAUUCCCUCUGUCAAAUAUAUAACUCUAUGUUUUUGACCGUACCGUUCAAUGGCGGCACUCUUCUUCAAAUACGAAAUCGAUUUCAAGAUUCCACGGUUGCUUAAAACCGUUAAUGGAAAAUAAGUAUCAACUGUUACAAUCUGACUAAAUUGGCAAUAACUUAUAAGAAGGAAGUGGUCUCUUUUUGCGAAUCGCAAGCCACUAUUGUAAUAGGUAACUACUAUCUCUCUCUAUUCGUGUUUGUCUGUAAGUAAUAUUUGCUCGUAUAACGAUACCAAAGACAUAUGUAACUUCGUAUAAGACGAAUAAAGUCUAAGGAAAAAACGUGCCUCGGAAUUGAAGCAAAAGUCAUUCUCGAAUAGAUGGCGCACACACCUUUAGCCUAUCCUCGGCUAGAUGGCGUGACGACACCGUUUCAUAUUUAACAAUUUUAACACAUAGAUAUCAGUGAAUGAACAUGGAUCAAAAUGAUAUAAAAAUAAUAAAAUCAUUUAUCCAUAUAUAUACAUGUUUUGAUAACUUUAUACGUUUUCAUUUUGAGUUUUAGUCGUGUGUCGAUAGAUGGCAGUAAAUUUACAGUGACUACAAAAUUUACAAUGACAGGACCCCUCUAUACUAUCUAUUCUUUUUGACGAUACUAACCAGGUAAGUUCUAUGUAAAGUUAUCAAUAAACCAAACAAGUAUUAUUUGUUCAGACAAAAAUAUAUAUUUACCUACACCCACCUAGGUUUACAAUAAAUACCUAACAUAGUUGUUCGUAAAUUCUUGAUCUAACAUUUUUUGUUCCAUUUGAUAGAAACUAUUAGUCACAUCAUUACGAUACACGUGCGAAAAGUAGGUGAAACUAGUGGCGAUUUAAAACACUCCCUUCGGUCGUGUUUCAAUUUAUUGCCACUAGUUGCGAAUUACCUUUUCGCACGUAUGUUGUACAACGUUUUAGGUACAGGCUCAUUAAAUAUUCGACUUACGCACGUAUAGUGCCAGUUACCGCACUAGGGCGGUAAAAUAGCACCAUAUGUACUGUAAAAUAAUAUGCAAUGACAGAGCCUUCUUGCACCAUAUGAGAUGUAUAAUGUGACCUGCGGGUGAGAUCGCAAAGGUACGAUUUCACCCUAGCGCCUACGGUACCGUUUAUCACUAGCGUGUGGCAUUCACCCCUCUCCAACACUACACACUACACUUUUGCAUCUUACUCCUUUGUGAUAAGGCGAAAAAUGUAAACAUAUAAACGUACCUACAUGCUUGCUAGAAACAGGUGGAUGAUAUACAUACGACAGCGAUUUGUAUGCGGUACGUAUAGUCAAGUGUAAAAAUAUGGGUGCACACACCAUACUCAAAAAUAUGUCACAUAGCUCUUAUGUCAGCGAAUUAAGAACUAUGGGACAUAUUUUUGAGUAGUUAUAUGCACCUAAUUUCACUUGACUGUACCUACCAGAGUUUCAAUGUCUUCUUUAUAAUACGGAUUUUUGAACAUUCAUUGGCUUAAUUUCAUAUUGUCCUUAUUUAACGGUCUCUCAGUGACGUAUUUUUUAUGGCUCAUUAAUCAAAUUCGUCAAACAGUUUUUAGCGUGCAAAAAAUUCGGAAGUUUGUAAAAUAUUUUACGUAGGUAGAUACUUUCUCUUUAAAACUGUUUAACGGCUCGAUUCGGGAAAUGAAUUAGAGACUCACUAGAUAUGAAAUAGUAAAGAUAUGUGACGUUCCACUGCAAAAGGUACCUUAUGGCGGCUGGCGCCGCGAUUCGGAAAAUGAAUUAGAAAUUCACUAGAUAUGAAAUAGUGAAGAUAUGUGACGUUCCACAGAAAAAGGUACCAUAUGGCGGCUGGCGCUUACGUCGCAUAGCGCCGCAAUAAUAUUGGAGCGGCUUUAAUAAUAGCGUAAGCGCCAACCGCCAUAAGGUACCUUUACUCGUGGGACGUCACAUAUCUUUACUAUAUCGUAUCUAAUCUCUAAUUCAUUUCCCGAAUUGCGCCGUAAGUACCUGUUAGACGUUCUGUAUAAAUUAUUCGAAAGUCAAAUUGGUCUAGAAACUAAUAAGUACCUAUAACAUAAUGCCUAAAAUAAUAGUACAUAUUUGUAAAAAGAUAAGUAAGUUUAUAGGUUGUUAUAGGUUAACCUAAUGUGGUGCGCUGUGAAUUAUUCGCCAUUUUUAAUUUUACAAUUUAAUAUCUGUACCUGUAUGUACUAGUAUUGUAAUGUUUUAUAAUAGGUAAUAAAUAAUUGAAUCUUGCGUUCAAUGUUAAUGUUUAAUCUAGACUGACACAAUUACUGAUUGCGCUAUUUGCGUUAACCAAAUAAAACGAACCUAUUUGCUUUAUUUGUGGGCCAAUUUAAAUAUAAUUAUUGGAACGACGAAGCCGAUAAUUUGGUCGUUAGCUCUGUAUGGUCCUAGGUACCGGCCAUUAUUCACUGGUGGGCUGACUGCGUUGUUGAACAAUGGGAAUGUUUACAUGCUAUGUAUUAAAUACCAUUUCCAUAGUUUAAAGUCGGUUAAUUAAACAUUAAAAAAACCCCUACGCACUAUGCCAAAUAAAUCAAUGAAUUUUGAAAAAGACCUGAUACUCUUUAAACUGCAGCAAUUAUAUCUGAAUAUUAGUAACGAUCUUUCUAUAUUCGCUAUCAUAGUGUUAAUUAAAUAUACAAAUAAGACGUAGUAAUUUGAAAUACAGACAUCAGAAAAUAGAGAGUCGUAAAGGGGUUAUUCCACUUG